CAGUGACAGUGUGGUGUGUGGUGGAUGACGUUUCAGGUUAUGUUAAGUAUUUUUAAUUUAAGAUAAGAUGUACGAUUUAUGUAUAAAUUAAUUGACACCAGUAAAAAUGACACACUAGCAGUUCUGGUUGUUUCGAUGUGUUGUCAACUAUUUCAAAGUAUUCCGUUUUUAGCAGAAGUACUUGGCAAUUAUUGAAAAAUCAUAGUUUCUUUUUAACUAAAGAUGGGUCCACCAAAAUCAACCACAAAACUCUUACAACAGCUAAGGUCUCUUAUGCAAAACAAAAAGUAUGUCAAAGAACCCAUAAGUGCUUACAUUGUUCCUUCCAGUGAUGCCCACAAUAGCGAAUACCUAGCUGAAUGUGAUGAAUACAGAGCCUUCAUAUCCGGCUUCACUGGAUCUGCCGGUACUGCUAUUAUCACAGAUAAAGAAGCCCUUUUAUGGACAGAUGGAAGGUACUACUUACAGGCCAGUGAGCAGUUGGAUUCAAAUUGGGUGCUUAUGAAAGAGGGACUACCAACUACUCUCACCCAAGGUGAUUGGCUUUCUAAGAACCUAAUACAAGGAUCCAGAGUAGGUGUUGAUCCCAAAGUAUAUUCGUACAGCAAAUUCAACCCUCUGCAAUCCAAACUAGAGUCCUCUGGUCACCAACUGGUCCCCAUUACUACGAAUCUUAUAGAACUUAUAUGGAGCGAUAGACCAGCAAGACCUACAAAUCCGAUAAAGCCCCUUGCGAGAAAUUACACCGGAAAAUCUGUAGCACAAAAACUAAAAGAAGUCAAUACUGCCAUGAAAGAAAAGCACGCUGAAUAUUUAGUACUAUCGGCCUUGGACGAAAUAGCCUAUUUUCUUAACCUUAGAGGCUCUGAUAUCGAAUUCAACCCCGUAUUUUUUUCCUAUGUUAUCAUCGGUAACAAUAAUUUUACAGUGUUUUUGAACGAUAAACAAAAUAGUAGUGCUGUUAAGGAACAUUUGGAUUCUGAAGUUGAAAACAGUAGCUACAAGAUUGAAAACUACGAUAAUAUUGAGAAGAAAAUAGAAGAACUGACCAAUAAAGUUGAAGGAUAUAUAUGGUUUUCGGAGCACACCAGCUUUGCUCUGACAGAUCUUGUCCCCAAGAAACACAAAUUGAUGACCGAUAUAACACCCGUUUGCUUGAUGAAAGGCGUCAAGAACGAAACUGAGAUCCAAGGUAUGCGCAACUGCCACAUAAGAGAUGCUGCUGCUCUGUGCUGCUACUUUGCCUGGCUAGAGGCCAACGUAAAAUCUGAAAAAAUCACCGAAAUUUCUGGCGCAGACAAACUUUUAGAGUUCAGAAAGAUGCAGAAGGACUUCGUCGGGCCUAGUUUCGCGACCAUAAGUUCUGUAGGUCCACAUGGAGCUAUUAUCCAUUAUAAACCUAAUCAUGAUACAGACGCACAAAUUACUGCAGAUCAGGUAUAUCUCUGCGACUCCGGCGGCCAGUAUCUCGACGGUACCACCGAUGUAACGAGAACGCUGCAUUUUGGAACACCAACUCCUUUCGAAAAAGAGUGCUAUACGAGAGUUCUUAAAGGGCAACUUAAGUUGGGUUCCCGCAUAUAUCCGUCCAAAAUUAAAGGUAACUGCUUGGAUUCGUUCGCACGUGAAUUCCUCUGGCAAGUAGGUCUGGACUACGGUCACGGAACAGGCCACGGGAUCGGUUCUUAUCUGAAUGUACACGAAGGACCAAUGGGUAUCUCAUGGCGACCAAUUCCUGAAGACCCCGGUUUAGAACCAGGCAUGUUCAUAUCCAACGAACCAGGAUUCUAUCAAGAUGGCGAAUUUGGCCUUAGAAUCGAAGAUAUAGUCCAAGUAGUUGAAGCGAAACCACCCCAUAAUUUUAAUAACAGGGGAUAUUUGACUUUUGAAACUAUUACUUUAAUGCCGAAGACCAAUAACCUUAUUUUAGUGGAAAUGUUAACUGAUGAGGAAAUUAAACAACUUAACGAUUAUCACAAACAUUGUUUAGAAGUUGUUGGAGCUGUUUUGGACAAACAAGGCCAGAUUCAAGCUAAAGAAUGGUUGGUUAGAGAAACAAAGCCUUUAACUAGAUAGAAUAUGUAUAUUUUUGUUAAAACUAAAUUUUGUUGUAAGAAUUUAAUAAAUGCAUUUAACUUU
This is a messenger RNA of Diabrotica balteata, 2139 nucleotides long. The record is from the annotation of a GenBank genome assembly. NCBI's taxonomy places the organism in Eukaryota, Metazoa, Arthropoda, Insecta, Coleoptera, Chrysomelidae.